UGUAGUGAGUAGUGGGCAUUUUCAUAGUAUCCAUAUUGGUAUUCGCAUGGUAUCCGUCAUAUGUAUAUGAUGGUAUUUGUGGGUAUUUGGCAGGUAUUUGGUCUGUGUAUUUGGUAUUUGUCAAAUACGUUUAAAUUUGGUAUUUGUACCAGUUUGUACAUUCUCGAUUAAGGUUAUGGCAGGUUAUGGCAUGGUUAAGUUGGUUUCUUAAAUAACAUCUUGAGAUACUUUUGGUGAAAGAUAAUGUGGAAGAUAAUAUUGUUUACUUAAAGUUGAUAAAAAUUGACGGUCGAUGUGAAAACGUAGUCGUUUAAUAGGAAAUGGAUAGCAACAAGGGCGCCAUUCCCAAAAAGUCUUUAAAAGACCUUAUAAAAGAAAAACGUCGAGCAAAGAUGACUGAAGUUGUACUGGAUAACCCUGAAAUAAGGUCUGUAGUGGAGGAUCCAUACAAACCUACAUAUGAUUAUAAAGCUUCAGAAAGACUCGCCACUGCUUAUGGAUAUGUUCCCAGUCAAAGACAUUAUUCUCCAUGGGAUAAGGAUUUCCCGGAAUGUCCUUCUAGAGCACUAAAUAUAAAUAGAGCUAUUCAACCACUCAUCGACAGAUUAGAUUUAUUACGUUAUAAUGAUAUGGUUGAAACUGAUGUAAGUGAUUUGCUAAGCUUUGUUCAUCCACCAGAUGCUGUUGACAAGAUUAAAGAAUUAUUUGCUUCUGAAAGUGAAGAUGAAGCAACAAAAUAUGACAGUAUUUAUUUUAAUGGCAUGCAUUCAUUUCAAGGUGCCAUUGAUGCUGUAAAAGCAGCAGUUUCUUUGACAAGAUUAAUAGUAGAAGAUAAAGUUCAAAAUGGUUUUGCUAAUAUCCGACCUCCAGGUCAUCAUGCUUUGCCAUGUGUCCCAAAUGGAUAUUGCACAUUUAAUAAUGUAGCUAUAGUAGCCAAAUAUCUUUUGAAAAACAAUCUAGCAGAAAAAAUUCUUAUUGUUGAUUAUGAUGUUCAUCAUGGACAAGGAACUCAAGAGAUUUUUUAUAAUUCUGACAAAGUACUUUAUUUUUCAAUUCAUCGUUAUGAACAUGGAACCUUUUGGCCCAACUUAGUGGAAAGUAAUUUUGAUCAUAUAGGACAAGAAGAAGGCAAAGGAUAUAAUAUCAAUGUCCCACUCAAUGAAACUAGACUUAAUGAUCAUGAUUACCUAGCCAUUAUUAUCAAUAUUUUAUUGCCAAUUGCAUAUGAGUUUAAUCCUGAUGUAAUAUUGGUAUCUUCUGGAUAUGACAGUUGUGUAGGAGAUGGGAAGGGCCGUAUGUGUGUGACUCCGGCGUUUUAUGGCCACUUAAUUACUCUGCUUAGUGGUCUUGCUAAUGGUAAAAUUGCUGUGUUUUUGGAGGGGGGUUACUGUCUUUCAAGCUUGGCUGAUUCUGCUCUGCGCACAGUAAGGGCCCUUCUAGGUGAUCCAUGUCAUCCUUUGCAAUACACUACCCAUAUCAAUCCUUCCGUGAUUGACUCUAUUAAUAACACUAAAAUUGCCCUACGUCCUUAUUGGAAUUGCCUUCAAAUGGAACCAUUAGUGGAGAUAAAAGAUAUACAGAAUUAUGACAGAUUCAAUUACCAUGUAGCAGUGAGACAUUUUAUUGGAGAACCAGAGAGACCUCCAUUUCCUACUAGAGGCUUCUAUCCUUUGAAUUCCUUAGGAGAAGAAGCGCUUAUAAAAAAUUACAUCACAUUUUUACAAACUGAACGCUACAACUUGAGUGAAACAGUCAUUGGUUACAUGGUGAAUGAAGAAGCUUUUCUUCAUGACCCUCCAUCAAAUCAAACAACUCAAGAAGUUCAAGACCGCAUUGAUGUAAUAAUAGACAAGCUUACAGACUUUAAUCUGAUUGGACAAAUGACAAAUCUUAAUGUACCAAUUCGCCCUGAACGACCAAUAUCUUGGAGUCUUAUUGAUCAGUACAUUAAAUCAACUCAUGGGGAGCAGUAUUUAAAGAACAUUGACAACGAUGCCCUCCCUAAAAAACCAGAUGUUUACCUAUGUUCAUCGACCAGAGAAGUAUGUCGCUGGUCAGUUGCUGUUCUUGCCUGGAUUGGGAUGAAAAUUAAAGACAAAGAAAUAUCUCAUGGAGUUGGAAUUGUUAGACCUCCGGGCCAUCAUGCCAAGAAAUCAAGUGCUGGUGGAUUCUGUUUAAUCAACAAUGUAGUUGUAGCAGCCGACUACUUGAUUAAUCAGAGUGGAUAUAAAAAAAUUUUGAUCGUCGAUUUUGAUGUUCAUCAUGGAGAUGGCACUCAGCAACUCACUUAUAACAGAAGAGACAUCAUGUACAUAUCAAUGCAUCGUUUUGACAAUGCGAAAUUUUUUCCUAAGGAUAAGUCUGGAAACUUUACCUAUCUAGGAUCAGGCCCUGGACUAGGUUUUAAUAUUAACAUUCCUUUUAGUAGUGGCAAAAUGGGAAAUGCUGAUUAUCUGUACACUUGGAUGAAGAUUGUUCUACCUGUCAGCUACUCUUAUAAUCCUGAUAUAAUUAUUGUGUCAGCCGGAUUUGAUGCCGGGAUUAAUGAUCCUUUGGGUAAUUAUAGUGUAGCGCCAGAGACUUUUGGACACAUGAUUAAUCUUCUAAAGUCAGUAGCGCCAAUGGUUUUGGCUCUAGAAGGUGGUUAUAAUUUAGAGACGACCUCUUUAGGCGUAGUUAACUGCGUUCGAGCUUUAUUGGGUCAUCCGCUGCCAAUGCCAGUUUUAAGUAAAGUAACUGAUGAAGCCAAGGCAACUAUGCAGAAUGUGAUAAAUAUAGCUAAGUACCAUUGGCCAAUAUUACAAGUUAAUAAAAGUUGCGAUCCGGUAAUACGCGAUGAACACAAGUCUGAAUAUAUUGAAGAGGAAACUCAAUAAUUGUUCAGUAUUGUUUGAAAUUUGUUCGUUUUUUAAUUGUUUUCGUUCAAUCGUUUUUGUCGUUUAUUUAGCAACUGACAAGGUACUAAAUUUAAUUACUAAUAUUAUGGUCUUUACAUUAUAAAUAUAAUGAUUACCAGUCUAAUAUAUUUAACAAGUAUUUGUUUACCUUGACAGUUGAAUUUUAUUGUUCUAACUUCCUACUAAAGCUGUGAUACUAAGCUGUCGUUUCGCUUAGGAAAGGGCUUAUUUAUAUUACUAAUACCAAAGAAAAACUUUGAGGGCAUUAACCUCAAAUCGUUCGGUUAAGGAAAGUCAUUCCAUCAUGUUUAUUUUUUAUAAAGUUUAAUAGUUUAGCAUCGUUGAUAAUUUUUGAUAAUUUAAAUAUUUCUUGUAUUUGAUUUAUAAUUUGUAUAGGGUAACAUAUGUAAAGAGCCAGAACCACGUGGAGUAUUAUACUCUAUACUAGAAUAUAUUAUCUAUGUUCUCACAGAAUCAUUCUCUGCUAUCACUUACAGAUUGUCAUGGUUUUAAGGCCUUACAUAUACCCUGCAUGUCAUUACUCUUAAUUAUUGAAACUGAGUUCAUUUAGUUAUUGUUUUAGUACUUUUGUUACCUGACUUAGUUAUUGUCGUUUUAUAAACACUUAAUUGAUAUUCUUAUUAAUUGACAAUAAUAGAUGCGUUUAUGGUACUUUUCUAUAGUUUGAAUUAUUUGGAACAAAACAUUCCAUACAUUGUAUUGUCAUAUUAUAUUUUUGAUAAAUAACAUGUUCACAAUA
Sitophilus oryzae (rice weevil) is the source of this 3657-nucleotide messenger RNA. RefSeq names its product histone deacetylase 6 (gene HDAC6). Bases 321 to 2876 code for a protein of 851 amino acids. The transcript is spliced from 15 exons. Gene Ontology annotation, molecular function: histone deacetylase activity. Gene Ontology annotation, cellular component: histone deacetylase complex. The record is from RefSeq and is a predicted model, not a curated record. Gene Ontology annotation, biological process: chromatin organization. Lineage: Eukaryota; Metazoa; Arthropoda; Insecta; Coleoptera; Curculionidae.